AUGGUCCAAUUUGGUGGAAUUGCCAGCAGCAGCAGUAUUCCACGACGAAGGAAACGACGAAAGGGCACAAUACGAAUUCCCAGACUCAAAGUGCAAAACAUCAUUAUUGCCUUGGUCGUACUCUUAAUCCUUCGAAGCUUUAUGAUACAGCAUGAUGGUCGUCAAGGGCGAGAAGAAGGCUUGCAAGAACUCAAAGAGGGCGGACUUUCACCCGAAGAAAUUAAAAACUUUUUUCCAGUUUCCAUGAAGGCGCUGAAAAAGGAGAAACUGGGUCAAUUAGUUCAUACCGACGAGGAAAAGAGGGCCGACGCGCUAAAAGAUGUAAGGUCAGAAGUCUUGAAGAAGAUGGACAGUGUCCAUUUGGCGAAACGUUUAGAGAAGGAAGCGGAACUCGACAAGGAGAAUCCUGAUUUUGUGCCAACCAGAAAACUGCGGGGAGGCAGCAAAUAG
Molecule: messenger RNA, 450 nt
Organism: Cylindrotheca closterium
Lineage: Eukaryota; Bacillariophyta; Bacillariophyceae; Bacillariales; Bacillariaceae
Source: the annotation of a GenBank genome assembly